AUGCAACGCGAUAUUGCGACCAUUAUACAUAAUCAACUUAAUACUUUAAUGUAUUCUCCACCCUUGGUUUCUCGAUAUUCGUUACUAGAAACGCAAACUGAUCAAUAUGCAGCAUUCAAUAUAUUAACUUCAGCAUGGAAACGUGUAGGUGAACAUGAACCAAAUGAUCCUGACCCCAUCAUUUCAACUGCUGUUGACUAUAUUAAUGGUCAAGAAUGGGAUGCAGUAGAUAAUGAUCGUAAUAUUCGCCAACAUACAAAUCUACCUGCAACUUUAAUUUUGCAAAAAGGUGCUCGUGUCAUGUAUCUUGAUAAUGACUUAUUUGAGAAUGGUCUUUAUAAUGGAUCUAUUGGAAUCGUCAUCGAAUUAAUCAAUGAAGACACCGUCAAUGUCGUAUUUCCUGCACCACUAAGAAUGAUUACUGCAACUAUGUCAGAUUUAAAUAAAUCCCGUGAUCUAAUACCCGAUAUUAUACUCACUGACAAGUCAACUUAA
This is a messenger RNA of Dentiscutata heterogama, 495 nucleotides long. The record is from the annotation of a GenBank genome assembly. Lineage: Eukaryota; Fungi; Glomeromycota; Glomeromycetes; Diversisporales; Gigasporaceae.